AUGAUAGAGCUGACUGGACUGCAUGUGGAAGCCGAUUCGCCGGCUCUUCCUAAGGACAUUCGAGAUUGGCUGGACGGUGCCGAAUAUGGCGCCGUGUAUUUCAGCCUGGGUUCCACUCUGCAGGCGAGUACGAUGCCAGAAAAUAAAAGGCUGGCGUUCCUCGACGCUUUCAAGAAAAUCCCACAGAGGGUGCUGUGGAAGUGGGAGGAAGACAUGGACGACCUGCCACCCAACGUCAAAGUCUCAAAGUGGCUGCCGCAGCAGUCUGUACUAGCACAUCCCAAUGUGCGCGUGUUCAUCACUCAGGGUGGUCUGCAGAGCUUUAAUGAGGCCGCCUAUUACGGAGUUCCUCUACUGGGGAUUCCUUUCUUCGGUGACCAGCACCACAACGUGGCGAAAAUGGUCGACGCCGGCAUCGGCAUUGAGCUCAAAUUCUGGGACGUCACGAGAGACUCGAUUUCGGACGCCAUUCGAAGGCUUACUGAGGAUAAAAGGUAA
This is a messenger RNA of Schistocerca serialis cubense, 498 nucleotides long. RefSeq names its product UDP-glucosyltransferase 2-like. The transcript is spliced from 3 exons. The coding region runs from base 1 to 498 and encodes 165 amino acids. The record is from RefSeq and is a predicted model, not a curated record. Gene Ontology annotation, molecular function: UDP-glycosyltransferase activity. Lineage: Eukaryota; Metazoa; Arthropoda; Insecta; Orthoptera; Acrididae.